GUGUCUCAAUCACAGCGCGUGCCCUUCCCCCAAUAAUCAAAUCCCUCCAUUUUCUCUCGCACCCGCUCUCAAUUUCCAAAACAAGCAGUCUUCCCUCAUUCUGAUUUGUCUCACUUGCCUUUCUCCACAGUGGUUUUGGAAGAAAUGUCGAGCUUGGUGGAGAGAUUGCGGGUUCGAUCCGAUCGGAGGCCCAUUUACACCCUCGACGAGUCCGACGACGAGGGUGAUUUCGUGAAGAAGAGACCGGGGGUCGGUCCCUCGUCUGAUGAUUUUGAGAGAUUCCAACGCCCCGAUGUGAAAGAAGGGUUAUGUCAAAGUUGUGGAAAAGAUGAUGAUCUUUGGAGCUGUGAAACAUGUACCUAUUCAUAUCAUGCCAAAUGCUUGCUUCCAGUCUCAAGAGAAGGUCCUCCUCCUAGCAGCUGGAAAUGUCCUGAAUGUGUGGGCCAUCUGAAUGAACUUGAUAAGAUACUUGACUGUGAGAUGCGCCCAAGCACUGUUAGUGACAGUGAUGCAUCCGAGCUCGGAUCUAAUCAAGUUAUGAUGAAACAUUAUUUAGUAAAAUGGAAAGGAAGGUCCUACCUCCAUUGCGUAUGGGUACCGGAGAAGGAAUUUGUGAAGGCAUACAAGUCUAAUCCUCGAUUAAGAACUAAAGUGAACAACUUCCACAGACAAGCUUCUUCAUCUAAUAACGCUGAUGAUGAGUGUGUUGCCAUCAGGCCGGACUGGACAACGGUGGAUCGGGUUAUUUCUUGCAGGGAAGUAGAACAUGGGAAAGAAUAUCUUGUGAAGUGGAAGGAGCUUCCAUAUGAUGAAUGCUCUUGGGAACUGGAAUCUGAUAUUUCAUCCUUCCAUAGUGAAAUUGAGAACUAUGAAAGACGUCAGACUCGAAAGGUAUCUGCUGGAAAACAGAAGAGCAGCCUUCAUGAUGCUAUGGAAGUUAAAAAUAAACAGAAAGAUUUUCAGCAGUAUGAGAGCAGCCCUGAUUUCCUCUCUGGAGGUUCUUUGCACCCAUAUCAGCUUGAAGGACUUAAUUUCUUACGUUUUGCUUGGUCCAAACAGACCCAUGUGAUACUUGCUGAUGAAAUGGGACUUGGCAAAACAAUACAGAGCAUUGCCUUCUUAGCAUCUCUUUAUGAGGAGAAUAUAUCUUCUCCUCAUCUUGUGGUUGCUCCUCUCUCAACAUUGAGGAAUUGGGAACGUGAGUUUGCCACAUGGGCUCCUCACAUGAAUGUUGUGAUGUAUGUUGGCGCUUCUCAAGCACGUGCAGUGAUAAGGGAAUACGAAUUUUACUAUCCCAAAAAUCACAAGAAGAACAAGAAAAAGAAAAGUGGUCAAUCUGUCAGUGAAAGCAGACACGAUCGAAUAAAAUUUGAUGUGCUUCUGACAUCUUAUGAAAUGAUCAAUAUGGAUUCAACAUCUUUGAAGCCUAUUAAGUGGGAAUGCAUGAUUGUUGAUGAAGGCCAUAGGCUCAAAAACAAGGACUCUAAAUUGUUUUCUUCAUUGAAGCAAUACUCCACCAGACAUCGUGUCCUGCUCACUGGCACACCUCUUCAGAACAACUUAGAUGAGCUUUUCAUGCUCAUGCAUUUCCUUGAUGCUGGGAAGUUUGCAAGCUUAGAGGAUUUCCAGGAGGAGUUCAAGGAUAUUAAUCAGGAGGAACAAAUAUCUAGGCUUCAUAAGAUGUUAGCUCCACAUCUCCUCAGAAGAGUGAAGAAGGAUGUCAUGAAGGAGCUGCCCCCUAAAAAGGAGCUAAUACUUCGUGUUGAGUUGAGUAGCAUGCAGAAGGAGUACUACAAAGCAAUCUUGACUCGUAAUUAUCAGAUACUUACUCGCAAAGGAGGUGCCCAGAUUUCCCUUAUAAAUGUGGUCAUGGAACUGCGCAAGCUAUGCUGUCAUCCCUUUAUGUUGGAGGGCGUUGAACCAGAUGAUAAUAAUGAGUUUAACAAGCAAUUGUUGGAAUCCUCUGGGAAAUUGCAACUAUUGGACAAGAUGAUGUUAAAACUCAAAGAGGAGGGCCACAGAGUUCUGAUAUAUUCUCAAUUCCAGCAUAUGUUGGACUUGCUAGAAGAUUACUGUAACUAUCGGAAAUGGACUUAUGAGAGGAUUGAUGGAAAAGUUGGUGGAGCUGAAAGACAAGUUCGUAUAGAUAGGUUCAAUGCAAAGAAUUCAUCAAGAUUUUGUUUUCUGUUAUCAACUAGAGCUGGGGGUCUAGGGAUUAACCUUGCUACUGCUGACACAGUCAUUAUAUAUGACAGCGACUGGAAUCCUCAUGCAGAUCUACAGGCGAUGGCAAGAGCUCACCGUCUUGGCCAAACCAACAAGGUUAUGAUUUACAGGCUAAUAACACGAGGAACCAUUGAAGAAAGGAUGAUGCAAUUGACCAAAAAGAAAAUGGUUUUGGAGCAUCUAGUUGUUGGAAGGCUUAAAGCUCAAAACAUUAACCAGGAAGAAUUAGAUGACAUUAUCAGGUAUGGCUCAAUGGAGUUAUUUGCUGAUGAUAACGAUGAAUCAGUAAAAUCUCGUCAAAUUCAUUACGAUGAUACUGCAAUUGAUCGAUUACUUAAUCGGGAUCAAAUUGGAGAGGAAGAGGCAUUGUUAGACGAUGAAGAGGAGGAUGGAUUUCUAAAGGCUUUUAAGGUAGCCAACUUCGAGUAUGUUGAUGAAGCGGAAACAGAAGAGGAGGUACCUGCUCCACCAUCAGAAAGUAAAGCCUCUGUUAAUCCUGAACGUGCAAGCUUCUGGGAAGAUCUGUUGCGAGAUAAAUACGAAGUGCAGAAAGUCGAAGAAUUUAAUGCUAUGGGCAAGGGAAAGAGGAGCCGCAAGCAGAUGGUAUCUGUUGAAGAAGAUGACCUUGCUGGUUUAGAAGAUGUAAGCUCUGACGGGGAAGAUGAUAAUUAUGAGGCUGAGUUAACAGAUAAUGAGACAGCUACAGUUGGAGCUGCUGCUGUAAAGAAAUCCUACAGAAAAAGAUCACGUGACACUUCAGAAAAACUUCCUCUCAUGGAGGGCGAAGGAAGAUACCUUCGAGUACUUGGGUUUAACCAGAGUCAGAGGGCUGUGUUUGUCCAAAUUUUGAUGAGAUUUGGUGUUGGAGAAUAUGAUUGGACAGAGUUCGCCGCACGUCUAAAGCAGAAGUCUUAUGAUGAAAUUAGCGAUUACGGGAGACUUUUCUUGCAUCACAUAUGCGAAGAGAUAAACGACUCCCCUACUUUUUCAGACAAUGUACCCAAAGAGGGACUAAGAAUAGAAGAUGUACUCGUCAGAAUAGGAACACUAUCUCUCAUCAGGGACAAAUUAAAGGUGUUAUCAGAUGGCUCUAGUGUUUUCAAGGAUGAUAUCAUAUCCCGCUAUCCAGGAUUGAAAGGAGGGAGAGUUUGGAAGGAUCACCACGAUAAGUUGCUUUUGCGAGCAGUAAUGAAGCAUGGUUAUGGAAGAUGGCAAGCAAUUGUUGAUGACAAGGACUUGAGAAUACAAGAAGUGAUUUGUCAGGAGUUGAACCUUCCAUUCAUAAAUACACCUACCCCAGGAGCUACUCAAGUGCAGAAUGCUAUGGGGACUUCUCAGGCCCAGGCCUCUGCUGCUGGAGUUCCCCCGCCUCAAGUUUCCAACCCGGGAAUAUCUCAGUCAACAAAUGGUGUGAACUCAGAACAUGCUGAAGCACCUGGAAAUGAGGCAAAAGGGACUACUGCUGGGAGCGAAGCUACUCCUGAUAUUGUGCAAGGAGCUACUGAUACUACAUCCCGAUCACAACUUUUCCAAGACCAGUCCAUGCUGUACCAUUUCCGGGAGAUGCAGAGAAGACAAGUUGAAUUUAUCAAGAAAAGGGUUCUGCUUCUAGAAAAAGGUCUCAACGCAGAGCUGCAGAGAGCUUAUUAUGCGGAUGAGAAACCAAAUGGAGUUCCAAACGAAGAGCCACCACGCAAGGUCAAAGAAACAGAAACUCCAUGUUCCGAGGCAUUUGAUACCAAAAUGAUAGAUCCGUUGCCAGAAGUUGAAAUAAUAUCUUCCACAGAAAUCUCGGAAUGUGCUUGUGACACCACACAGGAGCGCUUGGCCAUAGCUAGGCUCUUCAAUGAGAUGACCAUGAUAUUGAAAGAUAACGUGCUCGAUUCGGGUGAAGCAAGUUUGGAGUCGAGGAAAAAGCUGGCCCCCCUCAAAGAAAUGAGCGAAGAAAUAACCCAAAUACUGACAGUAGUAGAUAGUAGCCAGGCGAUGGAUGUCGAUCAAAGUAAUGCUGGUGCUGAUGCCGAAGCAGCAGAAUCAAUUGGUAAUGGAAAUGCUGGUGCUGAUGCCGAAGCAGUAGAAUCAAUUGGUAAUGGAUCUGACCAUGUAGAAACGGAGGAGAAACCGAACCCUCAGGCUACUGACUGACUGACUAUUUAGGAUGUUGUAUGUACAACUAAAAUACAUUUUUUGUAUGUCUGUUUGUCUGUAAUAUUUGACUACAGUUUAGGUGGUAAAAGACUACAAUUCUCAAAUUUCGUCUAUAAUUUCGACGGUUUAGUAGAAACAAUUUUUUUAA
Molecule: messenger RNA, 4522 nt
Organism: Salvia hispanica
Lineage: Eukaryota; Viridiplantae; Streptophyta; Magnoliopsida; Lamiales; Lamiaceae
Gene: PKL
Product: chromatin remodeling factor CHD3 (PICKLE)
Biological process (GO): chromatin remodeling
Cellular component (GO): nucleus; chromatin
Molecular function (GO): ATP hydrolysis activity; histone binding; ATP-dependent chromatin remodeler activity
Source: RefSeq, a predicted model, not a curated record